AUGACAUCUCAAGCAAGUGCCUUUGCGGGAAUGUCGCUUUUCCGCGAUCGCGACGUCAGUGCACUGCGUCUUGAUGGCUUCGCGUUCACAAAUAUGAAUUGUGAAGACGCCUGCGCAUCCCACAGUCUCAGGUGCAUUAUUGUAUCGAUGCGCUCGAUAGAAUCUGAGGACUAUUGCGGCUACUGGAAGUUACCUACCCGACGCUUAUCGAGUCAGCGAUUCCCCAACCAAAUCAUGAGAUUCGGCCAUGAAUUAACUGGCCUUGGUAAUUUAAUCGCUUUAAGUCAAAAUCACGAACGAUCAAAGCGUUACAUCAACGUUAAGUCGUUGUUUGCGUUAAACCUUUCAGUGUGA
Plasmopara halstedii is the source of this 354-nucleotide messenger RNA. RefSeq lists its product as uncharacterized. Lineage: Eukaryota; Oomycota; Peronosporomycetes; Peronosporales; Peronosporaceae. The transcript is spliced from 2 exons. The record is from RefSeq and is a predicted model, not a curated record. Bases 1 to 354 code for a protein of 117 amino acids.